Molecule: messenger RNA, 1461 nt
Organism: Mesorhabditis belari
Lineage: Eukaryota; Metazoa; Nematoda; Chromadorea; Rhabditida; Rhabditidae
Source: the annotation of a GenBank genome assembly
AUGACGCCGACUUUUGUCAUCCCAAGCCUCGAGGUUGAUCUGCCGUUCGUUGAUGAUGAGGCUGAUGAAGAGUUGAGCCGUUUCCUUGGCUCAACGACUUUUCUGAAAGCAAAAGGACUCACUGGGCUGCAGCCGCCGCGCUCGAAAACCCCGUUGCACUAUUCAGCCUCCGACUAUUGCAGUGUUCGCGAGGAGAUGCCCCGUCCGCACAGCGCUUGCGCCGCUAUACCCCACACUUCGUAUUUUUGGAUUGAUCGAGAGAAUAUCUUGGCCACGGGUUCUUAUGGAAUUGUGAAACUUGCAUACAAUGAACAGGACAAGAACUUGUAUGCGAUGAAAGUUUUGGACAAGAUGAAGCUACUGAAGAAUUUCGCUUGUUUUCGGCAACCACCAAAACGGCAACGCUCGGCAACAGCUCAAAUGAAGAAUCCAUUGCAAUUAGUGCAAAAAGAGAUCGCAAUUCUCAAGAAACUCUCGCAUCCGAAUGUGGUGAAACUUGUCGAGGUACUCGACGAUCCGAAUGACAACUAUUUAUAUAUGGUUUUCGAAUACGUGGAAAGAGGCUCGAUUCUUGAAAUCCCCACCGAUAGACCUCUUGAUGAGGACACUGCUUGGAAAUACUUUAGAGACACACUGAAAGGACUUGAAUACCUUCACUAUCAAAAGAUCGUUCAUCGAGAUAUCAAGCCAGCAAAUUUGCUUCUGAGUGAAACGGGUCAUGUAAAAAUAGCUGAUUUUGGGGUUUCUUGUGAGUUUGAGGGGAUCGAUGCGUUUCUUUCUGGAACGGCCGGCACUCCAGCUUUCAUGGCACCCGAAGCGCUGACAGAAGAUGCAAACCAUUUCUACAGCGGAAGAGCUCAAGAUAUUUGGUCUCUUGGCGUUACUCUUUAUGCCUUUGUGAUUGGAAAAGUGCCUUUCUGGGAUCCAUACGUUAUCGCUUUACAUCGAAAAAUCAAAACGGAACCUGUCGUCUUUCCAGAAACACCAUUCAUCAGCGAUCUUUUAAAGGAUCUCAUCUUUUGCAUGCUCAAGAAAGACCCAGGACUUCGAUUAAUGUUAAACGAAAUCAAGUCUCAUCCAUGGGUGACUCGUUUCUGCACGGUUCCAAUGCAAGGCGAAGAGGAAAACUGCAUGCUAGUCACGGUUACAGAGGAGGAAAUCGAGAACUGUGUGCGAGUGAUUCCUCGGCUCGACACGCUCAUUCUCGUCAAAGCAAUGGGACAUCGGCGACGCUUUGGAAACCCUUUUCGCCAAAGUGGUGGCACAUUCCGCGAGAGACGCAAAUCGAACUCGGUGAAAGAUGCGAAAUAUGUGCCACCUGGGGUCACCAUCGAGACGGAAAGAAACGCUGCUGAAAAUGGAGUCAACGAGCUGAACGGUGACAUGCGUGGCCUGAGUCUGAACUGUGCUCUCCCAAAUGGGAACUCGUCGAGAACUGUCAAGGCAGCAACAGCUCGACAA